Molecule: messenger RNA, 2623 nt
Organism: Gilbertella persicaria
Lineage: Eukaryota; Fungi; Mucoromycota; Mucoromycetes; Mucorales; Choanephoraceae
Product: component of IIS longevity pathway SMK-1-domain-containing protein
Exons: 13
Coding region: 113-2620 (835 amino acids)
Biological process (GO): protein dephosphorylation; DNA damage response
Cellular component (GO): protein phosphatase 4 complex; nucleoplasm
Molecular function (GO): protein phosphatase activator activity
Source: RefSeq, a predicted model, not a curated record
UUUUUUUGUAUUUGUUCAAUCUAGUAUACUCACAAAAAAAAGGGGGUGUGUCAUACCAAUUCAACGCUUUUUUUUGUAUACAUAAAUAUCAUUUUUGUUAAGACUAGCCUUUAUGACGGACGAGAAUAACAACCUUUUAGUUUCCGAUCAAGCGAUCACAGCAAACGCACUUUCCUCCACAUACCGAGUCAAACUUUAUCAACUCAAUAUAGACACUAACUGGGAAGACAAAGGAACUGGAUUUUGUGUAUAUCAACUGGGACAAGAUGGAGAACCCGAUCAGAUUAUUGUACAGUCUGAAGAGGAUGAUAGCAUAUUACUCAACUCACAAGUUACUAAACGACGUUUCUAUCAAAAGCAACAAGAAACAUUGAUUGUAUGGACAGAAGAUGACAACCGAGAUCUUGCUUUAAGUUUUCAAGAUCCAGCUGGUUGUGAUGAAAUAUGGCAAUAUAUUGGUAAAAAGCAAGAUGGUAUCAUGACAGGAGAUAUGGACAAUGGCGACUUGUCACCACCAGCCAACAGUGGUCCUGAAAUGACAUCUUUGCCUGACCCUGAAUUAUCGAAUCUACAGGAAAUUGCCGAUAUUUUGAUUCAUGCUCGUAUACAAGAAAAAGAAAAAAUGGCUUCUUUUAUUUCUAUUGAAAAUUAUAUUGAUAAACUACUACCCUUGUUCGAGACCUGUGAAGAUUUAGAGGACAUCAAAGAUUUGCAUCUUUUGUAUACUGUUAUGAUUGGGAUAUUGGGCCUAAAUGAUCAAGGCAUCAUUGAACAACUUGUCAGAGAUGAAUACCUAUUUGCAUUUAUGGGCAUAUUAGAAUACAAUCCAAAAACACCCAGUAUGAAAGCAAAUCACCGAGAAUUCAUAAAGACACAUAGUAAUACACCGCAAAUUAUUGAAUUCACAGAAGAGUCUAUUAAACAUAAAGUGGAUCAAACAUUCAGACUUGAAUAUGUUCAGACAAUUAUUCAACAACAAAUCUUGCCAGAUUCACCACCUAUUGAUAUCGAAGGACUCUUGAGUGUCCUUGGGAAUCUCAUCUUUCAAAACCAUGUUGAAGUUGUCAGUCAUAUCCAAAAUAAUCAUUCUUUCCUCAAAGAACUGUUUGGGCUUAUGAAGACAGACAAAGAAAAACGAUGUGAUAUCAUGCGAUUUGUGAAUCAACUCUGUCAACUCACAAAGCAAAUGCAGAACUCUAUACGCGUCAAUCUGUUUAGAGCAUUGGCCAUGUUUGGUCUAUUUGAUUUGUUGUGUUUUGCACUAGCAGAUCAAGACAAGACAACACGCACAACUUCACUUAAUUUACUGGCUUCUUUUACUGAUCUGGACGUGGUUUCUGUUCGAAGUCAUAUCUUGAUGCAGUCAAAAGAACAAGACAGAGAAUUGAAGCCAUUGAUUGAUGUGAUUGUUGAGCGAUUUGUUGUAGAUGGUGACUAUGACCUUAAGGUCCAAUAUUUUGAAAUUCUAAGGCUCUUGCUGGACCCCAAUAGCGGUAUACCCAAUAACCCAAAUACAGCCAGUGGAAAUCCAAAUGAUCCAUUAAACAAACAAGUACCAGAAACAGACGAAUUCUUACAGCUCUUUUAUGACAAGCAUACAACUACAUUAUUAAAGCCUGUUGAUAUCUUUGACAUCAAGACCAUGUCAUUAAAAGGACCUAUUGAACCACUCCUGAUGACACAAGAUCAAGCACAACUCUGUCUAUAUAUUUGUGAAUUUCUCUAUUUUGCAAUUAGACACCAUGGUUUCCGUAGCAAAUACGUUGUCUUAUCUUCUGAUCUGAUAAUCAAAAUUGCACAACUCUAUAGAUCAAAAUAUGCUUAUAUAAAAUUAGCUGCAUUGCGAUUCUUUAGAGUGUGCAUUGCGCUCAACGAUGAAUUUUACAAUCGCAACCUUGUAAAGCACAAUGUGUUUGAACCCACAAUACGUGUCUUAUUAGACACAGAUGGCAGAGAUUGUUUAUUAAAUUCAGCUUGUCUUGAUUUAUUUGAACAUAUACGCAAGGAAAACAUCAAGUCCCUUUUGACUCAUUUGGUGACUCAGUUUGGUUCCGUGCUAGACACAAUCACUUAUGUUCCUACUUGUAAGCAACUGAGGAUGAAAUAUGACGAGAAUCAAAGAGGAGCUGAAACGUCUCAAACUGAAGGCAGUUCUUCAAGUGAACAUACAGAUAAAAAAGCGAAUCACGAAGGCUGGGUCUCCGCCACAGUAGAUGAUGAUGAAGAAGAAUAUUUUAAUACAUCAGACGAAGAAGAAACAACAUCGUCUGAACAGAUACCAAAGCCUCUAGUGAGCUAUGAAGACGAUGAAGACGAUGAAGAAGAGGAAGAAGAAGAGGAAGAAGAAGACGAAGAAGACGAAGAGGAAGAGGAGGAUGGAGAAAGGACAAAAGACACACAAGAGCCAUCAAGUAUAGAAGAAAGACCUCCAUUAACCAGAAAGAGAUCAAGCGAAGAAGCAGAUUUAGAGUCUAUAGCCUUUAAAUCAAGAAAGAAAUCAAGCGAAGAGGAAGAGGAAGAUGAUGUGUUGGCCAAAAAGCGCACAUCAUCACCACGUCAAUCUGUUAACAAAAAGAUUGUGAUCAAUACUGCCAAUAUGAAAAGAAUGCGUUCUCAAUAAAUU